ACUACAUAAAAGAAAACGGUUUAAGGACUUUUAACCAUAUUUUCACUUGUUUUGCCAUAUGUAAUAAAAACGUCGCAUAAAACUUGAUAUAAGGGAUAGUAUUUCUUUUAAUGUACACGUUUUGAAUUAAGUUAUAUAUAGACACUAGUAAAUAAGUUAUGUUGAUAUGACUAUGGCUGAAAGAUACUACUGUGACCAUUGUACCGUAGCUGUAUCAGUUACCCAUCUUUUUUACCCAAUGAGUCAUUUGAAAACGUCAGACUUAUUGUGAUUUUGCUUAUUUGAAGGGAUUAUUUAAUAAUACGCCGCGUCUAUUUGGAUAAAUCUCGCGCAAAAUCAAAAAGUAGGUCAUCUAGCUUACCAAUAAGAAGCUUUUUUUUUAUUACAGUUUCGAAAGAAACAUUUUAGUUCAACCACGAACUAUAAAUGAACGAGUAACGGAAAUUAAUUGUUAAGCAAAAAGUUGCUAUUGUAGUAAGUUGGAAUAAACAUUUUAAAUUUAUUUAUAUUUGAGAUCAGUGAAAAAAGUUAUAUUGACAAGUUAAUUAGGAUGUAUGUUAAAGACUCUUGAUACGAAAUCUAGUGCGACACUCGUUUAUACAAAGUAUUGUAAAGUGUAAUGUGCUAAGUUGAACUUAUCAUGUAAAUAAUUAAACAAUAUGAAGUACUUAUUACUGCUAGCGUAUUAUAUAUAUCUCAUUAAUGCAACAAAUUUAAAUCAUGAACCUGAGGAAUAUUGUCAGUCUAAACAUAAAAAUGUGUUGGAUUGUUCAGGUAAUGAAAAUUUGACAUUAUUGAAAAUAUGUGACUUUGUUUUUAAUGUUUCUGUCCGAGCCAAUUUUACAGUAUUGUACCUCGAACGGAAUGGAUACGAAACAAUCACACGAGAGGACGUAAAAGGUUGCAGGUCUAUUAUAGACUUGCAUAUUGGAGAAAACAAAAUAAGAAAUAUUGAAGAGCUUUCUUUCGCAAACUUUAGCCAUCUGAGGCUGCUUAACUUAAGCUUCAACAGGUUGGAUAUUUAUAAUGACAAUAUGAAAUUGGGAUUUACACUUCCAAAGACGCUACAACAGUUGACGCUAAACGGGAAUCUGAAUUAUUCCAAAGAAAGUGAUCAAGAAUAUCCAAAUUUAUCGGAUCUUUCUCGUUUGGAAGUACUGACCAUAGAUGGACUCCAAAAUAAACAUUUUCCUAUAUCUUAUCGGGAAAUGGAAACAUUACAUACUGUAUCAUUGUCAGGGUUGACAGCAGGGAUGACAGGAAUUUGCAAUAUUAUGUAUGUAACGAACACCACAUUUCAAAAUCUUAUUCAUGUUAGAAUCUUGAAUGUGUCGUAUUGUGCAAUACUUAACAUUCAUGCUGGAGCAUUUGAAAAUCUUCUUAAUUUAGAAGUUUUAGAUUUGUCUGGGAAUUUUCAACUUGGAUUCCAUAAUUUGAGAAACGUAUCUUACAGUUUGCAAUUCACGAAUAUCAAAUCGUUAAAUUAUUCUCACGUUUAUACAACAUUUGGGAUAGGAAAUCAAGUCAGUAUUGAAGACAUGUGUUACCUCUGGAAUACUUCAAUCACUGAACUUGUUUUAAAUAGUAAUAAAAUUGAGUUAAUUGAAAAGAACGCCCUGAUAUUGGUACCAAACACUUUAGAAAUUUUUCGAGCAGAAGAUAAUAAGUUCACCUUCGGUCCAUAUUUUCUUCAGUUAGGGUGCUUCACAAAUGUAAAAGAAUUCUAUGGAAAUUACCAAAAUAUUGCUCAUGAUCCGACUUUAUAUGAAAAAGAACCUAAAAGAAGUAUUCCUGAAAUGAUUACCACUACUUCAACUUGUCCAUUUGCUCAAGCAAAGUUUCUUCUGAAAAUGAGCGAAAAGAAAGGGAACGAAUGUCACUACUUUGACGAAGAUGACAAUUAUUUGAGAAUUAAUCUACCGAUAUUUCCAAAACAUCUGACAAGAUUAGAAUAUUCUAAUUGUAACAUGCAGUACAACUUAUCGAGUUUCCUGAUACUUCCAACGCCUCAUCCAAUUGAAUACAUUGAUGCUUCGGCUAACAUUCUUUACUCUUGGGUUGGACCGAUUGGCCCGUUUCCAAAUAUCACAUAUCUGAAGUUAUCGCGCAAUUAUUGCUCCCAUGUUGGGUUGAAUUUCUUUGACGGUUUUAUUAACGUUGAAAACCUACAGCUUCAAGAGAACUUUCUUGGAUUAGUUCUUUCGAAUGAUGAUUAUGGACCUUUUAUAUUUAACAAGUUAGCGAAUGUUAAGUUUUUGAAUUUAUCAUCAAACAUUAUUUCAAAGCUACAUGAAAAUGUAUUUUUUAACAUGUCUCAACUCGAGACACUAGACCUCAGUGUAAACAACAUUGAAUCAUGGACUGCUGAGGUUACUGAUUUAAACAAUCUGAUACAUUUAAACUUGAGAUUGAACUCUAUUCAUUUGCUCCCGCGCAAACUGAUGGAGAAAAUGGAAUCAAACGCAAAACGUUUACACAAGCACUUUACAAUUGAUCUUACAAACAACUCAUUGCCAAUAGGUUGUGAUUCUAAGCAAAUUGACUUUUUAAAAUUUUUGGUAAAGUAUCGGAGAAACAUGAAAAAUUUCGAUAAUUACUCAUUCCAGAACAAAUAUGGUGACAGUAUAAAUGCAGAAGAAUUUAUAAAGGAAGUGAUCAACCUUGAUAAGAAUUGUCGAAAAUACGAUUUAGUAAUUGUUGUCUGUUCAAUUGGAAUAUCUGUGUUCCUUUCGGUUGUUAUUGGUGGGAUGGUUUACAGAAAUAGAUGGAAAUUAAGGUACCUAAUGCGGAUGACAAAAAUAAAACAUUUUGGUUAUACUAGACUAGAUCACCAGUCAAACGACGUGUUUAUGUACGAUGCGUUUAUAUCAUAUGCUAACGAAGAUUUACGUUUUAUUCUUGACAAGAUGAUCCCAAAACUAGAAGAACAACACUUAAAAUUGUGCUUGCAUGACAAACAUUUCUUACCUGGCAACGAUAUUGCUGACAAUAUUAUCCAAGCCAUUAGGAAUAGUGCAAAGACUGUGGUCGUUCUAUCGAAAGAGUUCUUGAAAAGAAAAUGGUGUGUGUAUGAGUUUAAUAUGGCGAGAAUGGAAAGCAUUUACUCUCGAGGAGGGACUAAUUGCCUUAUUAUUAUUGUCCUAGAAGAUGUACCGGCUAGGAACAUGUCAAAUGAAAUGUUGGACUGGAUGAAAUCAAACACGUUUAUUGAGUACACAGCAGAUGCUGAAGGGGAAAUUUUAUUUUGGGACAAUUUUCUGCUUGCACUGAACAAGUAAAUGCUAAUGCUGAAUACAUUCAGAUCUGUUCAAUAUUAUCAAACUUUUUCGACAAAAUAAAAUGAUUUCGUUUUAUUACUAUCAAUUGUUGAUAAGGAUUGCUGACCGCGUGGGUGUUAAACCCUGUCGGGGAAAAGCCGUUGUUUCCUUGAGCAAGAAUCUUUACAUUCAUUGCUUAGUACUGGUUGGUUCCAGGAACGGAUUCGAGAGUGCUUCAACACAAUCGAACUAAAAUAAAUUUGUAUAAACUUAUUGUUGAUUUUACAUAAAACAAUUCAAAUUAGAAGUAGGUGUAUAGAGUUUUCUUUUUAUUUUACAACUUUUAUAAUUCUGGGAAGGGCUUAUUCUAAUGUUGCUAGAAAUUGUUGCCUUACCCAUUUGCAUUUUGUUAUAUACUUAUCAUUUGUAUAAUAUUUUUUAAAUGUAUUUGAUGCAAUAGAUUUUAUUUUAAUAUAAUCAAUAAAUGUAAUGUGUAAAUGUGCGUUUGGGUAUGAAAGCGUGCAUAAUGUGUGUAAGCGAUGUUAUGUGUGUUCGAGUUAAAGGGAUGAUAUAUUCAUUUGCUUGUGUAACCUAACACGGAGUGCUUUUACCGUUGCAUGCACGUGCAAUUAGCACAUACAGUCAAAACUCUCUUCAAUAGCCAGCCAAGGGAUGCAGUCAUUUUGGCUGCUUAAGACAGGGUGGCUGCUGAAUGGAGGAUCACGUAAUUUUUUCAAUAUACAUAAUGUAUUAUCUUUAUAUCUUUAUGUUAAGCAAUACUAUCUUUUACUUAUGUGUUAACCAAAUGUACAUGUAUUUUUACUAUGUCAUUAUUUCUCCUUUAAAGUAAAUGAAAUGGAUAUGUUAAUUGCAUGUAUAUCAAAUGAUUUAUUCAACCCAACUCUUUCACUGCAGAUACUAGUUUUUGAAUGUUCCCAUAACUUGACAAAUGACAUUCACAGCGCACAUGUUUAGUUUAUGCAAAUAUUAUAAGUGAUAACUAUUAACUUGUUAAGUUGUUCAUUCGACUUUAAUUGACAUUUAGGAUUAUAGAGUUAAUUCUCAUUUGCUACAAUGCAAUCACGUGACGCACCAAAUAACAAGAAUUUUCUAUAAAUACAUCCAACAUUUAAGUUUAUAAAGUUAAAGUAUGUAAAGUUCUACAAUAUAUGAUGUCUGCAGCUAAAACAAGGAAUACACUCUAUAAUCUAAAAUGUGAAUAUUUUUCUGAACAAGACAAAAUGUCGGAAGCGUAGAAAAACGUUUAUUUUUAUUUCAUUGAUUGUAUGUGUAUGUACUUUACAAAUUGUUUUGACAGAGAAUAACUUCAAAAUAUACGAAAUGAAAAAAAUAUUUUCCCAAGAGUGAAUAGUGGCGUGUAUUGCUAGACGGUAAAAGCUCUGCUGAAAAUAGCAGCAUUAUAGUUCGUGCUGGUGAAGCUGUUAGUCUUUUUACGUACAAUAUUUAUGUGUGUUUAAUAACAGAGAUAUUUUACUUCACAACCAUUCCGAGAAUCAGCUAUUGCAUUAUAGAAACAACAUACCCUUUAUCCUUUACAUAUUUUAUAAAAUAAAUAUGUCAAGGGAUAUAGCUUUACAUUGCCAUUAAUAAACCUAAUAUGUUAACACUCAAACAAACAAUCCCUGUUAUAUAAUAACUUCAAAUAUUAAUUCACAUAUUCGCUUUCAGUAUUUGCAAAAGAAGAAUGUUAUACAUAUCACAAAAUGUUAUAUUUAAAAAAAAAGAUAAGCAAAUUAUGAGUUAUAUAUUAAUAAAAUAAGAAAGAUAGAAAAUUCAGCAGUAUUUUUCUUUUACAAGUAUAAACCUAAACACGACAAAAUAGAUAAAUGUUGUGUUGUUGUUAAUGUU
Ruditapes philippinarum (Manila clam) is the source of this 5126-nucleotide messenger RNA. RefSeq names its product toll-like receptor 4. The transcript has a single exon. Gene Ontology annotation, cellular component: membrane. Lineage: Eukaryota; Metazoa; Mollusca; Bivalvia; Venerida; Veneridae. The record is from RefSeq and is a predicted model, not a curated record. Gene Ontology annotation, biological process: toll-like receptor signaling pathway; immune response. Bases 660 to 3278 code for a protein of 872 amino acids. Gene Ontology annotation, molecular function: transmembrane signaling receptor activity; protein binding.